This is a messenger RNA of Penicillium concentricum, 1557 nucleotides long. Its product is annotated as putative MFS sugar transporter. The record is from RefSeq and is a predicted model, not a curated record. Gene Ontology annotation, biological process: carbohydrate transport; transmembrane transport. Gene Ontology annotation, molecular function: carbohydrate:proton symporter activity. Gene Ontology annotation, cellular component: membrane. The transcript has 2 exons. Lineage: Eukaryota; Fungi; Ascomycota; Eurotiomycetes; Eurotiales; Aspergillaceae. The coding region runs from base 1 to 1557 and encodes 518 amino acids.
AUGGCGCCGUAUUUUGGCCUUCGUGGGCCGUCGCUGAAUAGGGCUAUCAUGUGGUUGGUUGUCUGUCCAGCCUUUGUGACUUAUGGAUACAAUCAAGGCGUUAUGGGGGGUCUGUUGACCCUCGAAUCCUUCGUGGAGACCUUCCCACAAAUGAACACUCUCACUGCAACCGAGGCAGAGAAGACGUACAACUCGACUAUUCAAGGCACGGUAGUCGCACUGUACACCGUCGGUGGAAUAUUUGGCUCGCUAUCAUGCAUUCAAUUUGGUGACAGGCUCGGCCGCCGGAAGGUCAUCCUGUUCACAUCCUUCAUCUCGAUGAUUGGCGCUAUCUUGAUGGCAACAUCCUUCUCCCUUCCACAAUUCAUCGUCGCACGACUUAUCCUCGGAUAUGGUACCGGCGGGUACGUCGCUACAGUACCCGUCUGGCAGGCCGAGAUUUCCAAGCCCGACAAACGUGGCGCGCAUGUAGUAACCGACGGUAUCUUCAUCGGCGCUGGUAUCGCCUUCUCUCUUUGGGUGGACUUUGGGUUCUUCUUCGUUAAGACGAACUCGGUUUCCUGGCGUUUCCCUUUGGUCUUCCAGGUUGUCCUUUCGCUUAUGGUCAUGGCCUUUGUGAUGCUCUUCCCCGAAUCGCCCCGGUGGCUGGUAAAAAGAGGUCGCACCGAAGAGGCGCGGGAGAUUAUGGCAGUGCUAGAUGACGUUGAUCCUCAGUCGGAACAAAUCACCCUCGAGAUCCGUGAUAUCGAGACCUCACUGGCACUUUCCGGAACGGGCUCGUGGAAAGAUAUGCUCACGAUGGGCGAGCAGCGACUGUUCCACCGCACUGUUCUCGCCUGUAUGGGUCAGAUGUUCCAGCAAAUGUGUGGAAUCAAUCUAAUCACCAUCUAUGCGACGACCAUCUUCGAACAAUAUCUGAAGCUCGAUCCCAUCCAGUCUCGUAUCCUCGCUGCUGCUAUGUGCCUAUCACAGCCGCUGGGCGGCCUACUGGCCUACUUCACAAUCGACCGUCUCGGUCGUCGCGUGCUUAUGCUGUGGAGUGCUGCCGGGAUGGCAGUCUCGAUGGCUAUUCUAGCUGGCACCACUUCCGUCCACGAUAAUACAGGCAGCUUGGUCUGCGCUGUGGUGUUCCUUUUCGUCUUUGUGUUCAUCUUCACAGUCGGUUACUCCGGCUUGACAUUCCUAUACGCCACCGAGGUAGCUCCUCUCCAGUGCCGAGCAUCUAUCAACGCCGUCUCCGCUGCAGCUGUCUGGACGUUCAACUUCCUCCUCGCUGAGGUGACGCCCAUUGGCUUCGCUACCAUCGACUGGCAAUAUUAUAUUAUCUUCGCCGUGCUGAACGCCGCUAUCGUGCCGACUGUCUACUUCCUCUUCCCGGAGACUAAUGGACGCACCCUCGAGGAGAUCGAUGAGAUCUUCUUGCAGUCGCGCAGUAUCUUCGAUCCGCCUCGCAUUGCCCGCUCGCUUCCCCGCAUGCACGUUGCCGAGGCGCACGGCAUCGAUGCCAAGGAGGUUGGAAGUGGUGAUGAUGCCAUGGCUGAAAAGCCCAAGGUGUAA